Messenger RNA from Colletotrichum higginsianum IMI 349063, 1419 nucleotides. Its product is annotated as IdgA domain-containing protein. The coding region runs from base 1 to 1419 and encodes 472 amino acids. NCBI's taxonomy places the organism in Eukaryota, Fungi, Ascomycota, Sordariomycetes, Glomerellales, Glomerellaceae. The record is from RefSeq and is a predicted model, not a curated record. Gene Ontology annotation, molecular function: pseudouridylate synthase activity. The transcript is spliced from 3 exons.
AUGAUCCUCACACGUUCGUCUUGCCGUCUGGCGAGACAUGCGCUCUCCCAGGCACAGCUCUGCCGGGGCCCGAGCCGAGCGGCGCCUGCGGGUGCGGUGUUCGACCGGCGGCCUCAGGCGAACAGCCGCAACAUGAGCGCCGCCGCCCACCGGACCCCUGCCGGGUUGAAGGAUCUACUGCGCGUGUCCGAGGAGGUCGCCGACGCCGUCGCGAACAACAAGCCCGUCGUCGCUCUGGAAUCGACCAUCUACACCCACGGCGCGCUGGGCAACGAUCUCGGUCUGGAAGACGUCGUCCGCCGCGGCGGCGGCGUGCCCGCCGUCUGCGGCAUCCUCAACGGCGAGCCUGUCGUCGGUUUGACCGAGGCCGAGGUCGCGCAGAUGGUCGACUCCGGCACUGCCAGCAAGGUGUCGAGGAGGGAUGUUGCCCACCUGGUUGGAUUGGGCAUCACAGGCAAGAAGGUCCACGGCGGUACGACCAUCGCCGGCACCAUGCUCCUUGCACGGCUCGCCGGCGUCCGCAUCUUCGGCACCGGCGGCCUGGGCGGCGUCCACCGUGGUGGCGAGAACUCGAUGGAUGUCUCGGCGGACCUCACCGAGCUUGGCCGCACCCGCGUGGCCGUCGUCAGCUCCGGCUGCAAGGGGUUCCUCGACAUCCCACGUACUCUCGAGUUCCUUGAGACGCACGGCGCCUUCGUCGCGACCUUCGCCGACGGCCGCACCGGCAAGGUCGACUUCCCCGCCUUCUGGGCCCGCGACAGCGGCACCAGGAGCCCCCUGGUGGUCCAGACGGAGCGUGAUGCCGCAGCCAUGAUCUUGGCGCAGGAGAGGCUGGGCAUCGAGUCCGGCAUGCUCUUCGCCAACCCUAUUCCCGAGGAGCACGCCAUCCCCCGCGCCGAGAUGGACGUCGUCAUCGAGACGGCCGUCACGGAGGCCGUCGAGAAGGGCUUCACGGGCUCCACCAACACGCCGUACGUCCUCGGCAGGAUCAGGGAGCUGACGCGGGAGCGGAGCACGCUGGCCAACAAGGCCCUGGUGAGGGCCAACGUGGCGCGGGCCACCAAGAUCGCGGUGGAACUCUCGAAGCUGCUGGACGGGGGCGCCGGCUCGGAAUCCGUCUCUUCAAACACGUUUGUUUCUGGUUAUGACGCCACCGCCGCGAAACCUGCGGCCCCGGCGAAAGCGCCCAAGCUGAGCAAGGCGGAUGUUCUCGUAGCCGGGUCCGUGGCGAUUGACUUGAGUUGUGACUACCACCCCAUCGGGGACAAAAAGGAUGUUUCACCGCAUACGCACACGUCAAACCCUGCCCGCAUCAACCAGUCCAUUGGCGGCGUCGGCCACAAUGUUGCCCUCGCCGCCCACAGGGUAAGCAAAGAUAUCAGCGUACGCCUCUGCAGCUUGAUCGGGGACGACGUGUAA